GAGACACCAAUCUUGUUUGCAGGACUCGGUACCCGACCGUGGGCGGCGAGCGCAGUCAGCUGCUAGCUGCAGCACCAAUCAACUGGAACAGAAAAUGGCGAAAAAGGGGAUACGUGGAUGGGUCCCGGUUGGCCGUUGUAUCCAGCAAUGUGUUCUUGACUCGAUCAGUUCCACUAUAACUAACGUCAGUGUUCACCAUCAUCGGACAUCCACUGCGAUCAGCUACACAUAUAUCUGUGCUAUGCGCGCUCCGGGAGGAGCGCAGCAGCCAGGCUUUUGCGAUCAAGGCUGGUCGACGUGGUUAAGUUGUUGCGAUAGCUCGGACGGCAAAGAGACGAUGCACGGCGGUGGAGUGGUCACGCUGAGCAGCGCCGGCGCCGGCGAUGGCUACAGCAGCGAGAUCACCUUCACGGUGGUGAUGAGCUGCCUCAUGGCGGCUUCCGGCGGGCUCAUCUUCGGCUACGACAUCAGCAUCACAGGUGGCUUGACGCAGAUGCAGUCGUUCCUGAAGGCCUUCUUCCCCGACAUCUUGGAGAAGAUGAACGCCGCGACGCAGGACGAGUACUGCAUCUUCGACAGCCAGCUGCUCACCACGUUUGUGUCGUCGCUGUACCUCGCCGGCAUGUUCGCGUGCCUAGUGGCCGGCCACAUCACGAAGAAGAUCGGGCGGCGGAACUCGAUGCUGAUCGGGGCGUCGCUCUUCUUCGUGGGCUCCGUCCUCAACUGCACCGCCGUGAACGUGGCCAUGCUCGUCAUCGGCCGCGUUUUCCUGGGCUUCGCCGUGGGGUUCACGAACCAGUCCGCGCCGGUGUACCUGGCGGAGAUCGCGCCGGCGCGGUGGCGCGGGGCCUUCACCAGCAUCUUCCACUUCUUCCUGAACGUGGGCAUGUUCGUGGCGGACCUGGUGAACUACCGCGCCAACACCAUCGCCGUGUGGGGCUGGCGCCUGUCCCUGGGCGUGGGCAUCGUCCCGGCCACCGUCAUCCUGGUGGGCGCGGCGUUCAUCCCGGACUCGCCCAACAGCCUGGUGCUGCGGGGGAAGACGGACGCCGCGCGCGCGUCGCUGCAGCGCAUCCGCGGGCGGUCCGCUGACGUGGGCGUGGAGCUCAGGGACAUCGUGCAGGCCGCGGAGGAGGACCGGCGGCACGAGUCCGGCGCGUUCCGGCGCAUCGUGCGCCGCGAGUACCGGCCGCACCUGGUGAUGGCCGUCGCCAUCCCGCUCUUCUUCGAGCUGACGGGCAUGAUCGUGGUGACGCUGUUCACGCCGCUGCUGUUCUACACCAUCGGGUUCACGAGCCAGAAGGCGAUCCUGGGGUCCAUCAUCACCGACGUGGUGAGCCUGGUGUCCAUCGCCGUCGCCGCGGUGGCCGUGGACCGGGUCGGGCGGCGGUCGCUGUUCAUGGUGGGCGGGGGCAUCCUGCUGGCGUGCCUGGUGGCCAUGGCGUGGAUCUUCGGCGCUGAACUGGGCACCAACGGCGAGAAGGCGAUGUCGCGGCCGUACGCCGUGGCGGUGGUGGCGGUGGUGUGCCUGUUCACGGCCGGCUUCGGCGUCUCGUGGGGCCCGCUCAAGUGGAUCAUCCCCAGCGAGAUCUACCCGCUGGAGGUGAGGUCAGCGGGGCAGGCGAUGAGCGAGGCCAUCUCGCUGGCGCUCACCUUCGCGCAGACGCAGUCCUUCCUCAACAUGCUCUGCAGCUUCAAGUACGGCAGCUUUGCGUACAACGCGGGCUGGGUGGUGGUCAUGACCGUGUUCAUCUUCUUCUUCCUGCCGGAGACCAAGGGCGUGCCCAUCGAGUCACUCCGCGAGGUGUGGGCGCGCCACUGGUACUGGAAGCGCUUCGUCAAGCCGCUGCCGACGCCGCCGCCGCCGUCGUCAGCGUCCAAAGUGGUGGAUGGGCCGGUUUGAAUUUGAGAAUAGAGCGUUAAAGUUGUUGGUCGUAUACUGGACUUGGUGGCUAGCGGUCUGUACGUGUGCUCUAGUGUCGAGUUUGAAACGGUAGAUGUCUGAUUUUGGUCAUCAAAUUCUCCCAAAGGAAAAUGUACCCACUCUCUGUAGCCUGUAGGUAGUGGUCUAGUGAAUACGGUGAUGUACUCAAGCCGUGUUUAUGCAAUACUAUCUUGGUUCCUUUUUAUUUGUCA
This is a messenger RNA of Zea mays, 2136 nucleotides long. Its product is annotated as sugar transport protein MST1. The transcript has 2 exons. Gene Ontology annotation, molecular function: monosaccharide transmembrane transporter activity. The record is from RefSeq and is a predicted model, not a curated record. The coding region runs from base 95 to 1903 and encodes 602 amino acids. Gene Ontology annotation, cellular component: membrane. Gene Ontology annotation, biological process: monosaccharide transmembrane transport. Lineage: Eukaryota; Viridiplantae; Streptophyta; Magnoliopsida; Poales; Poaceae.